AUGUGCAGGUCUGAUGUCGAUAAUACAACCAGUAUCAAUGGCAUACAUCAGCAGGAUCCUUUGGGUCCACAUGUGACUAUCUGCUACAAAGACGAGCAUCAACUCCCGCGUGUGACCCGUGUUGCUAGUCAUGGCUAUGUUCGUGGAAAAGACGACCUUACAUUUGUGUGCGCAACACAUGCCAGAGAGAAGGCGGACUCGGCCAAAAGGCAGCGAGAGAGAAAGACAGUAUGGCCGUCGGAGGAUGAGCUUGAGGCUGUACCGGAAAUCGCCUACAUCCAUCUUGCAACGAACUAG
This is a messenger RNA of Penicillium vulpinum, 297 nucleotides long. RefSeq lists its product as uncharacterized. The transcript has a single exon. Bases 1 to 297 code for a protein of 98 amino acids. The record is from RefSeq and is a predicted model, not a curated record. NCBI's taxonomy places the organism in Eukaryota, Fungi, Ascomycota, Eurotiomycetes, Eurotiales, Aspergillaceae.